AUGAGAGUUUAUAUGAAACAUAAUUAUAUAUUAAUAUUACUAACUUUUUUUAUAUAUGUGGUUAUUGCGGAUUCUAAAUUUUCAUAUCAAUAUUCUUCAUCAGAUAAUGAAGUACCAGGUAAUUCUAGUAAUAAAAUAGAUAAAAUAAGUCAAUCUGGAAAGACAUCGGCUAAAAUAGAUAAUUUUUUAGGUAAUGAAUCACUUGAUAUGAACAAACAAGACAUGUUAGAUAGUAAAACAAGUUUAAAUGAUGAAACUUUAAAAAAAAAACCUGGUUUUUUCGAAAAAUUAUUUAGUAUAUUUGGGAAAAAAUCACGAAAAAAAGACAUAAAUGAAGAUUCUUCUGGUAUUUUAGAAAAACCUGUAUACCAAAGUUUUGACAAAUCAGAUACAUCUGAACUACCAUAUUCUGGUGAAGUAAGUAGUCUUGAUUCAAGUAUUAAAUUACCAAGUGACUUUAAAGGACUUUAUGGGGAAGGAUCUGAAUACAACGAAGUUGAGGUUUCAGAAGCUGAACAAUUAGACAGUAAUAAUUCUAAUUUACAUCAAUUUGAGGAAUCUUUAUAUUCUCCAAUAUCACCACCAGGAGAAAUUAUAGACAAAAGUAAAGAUAAAUCAUUUAUAGAUAAAAACAAUUCACCAGAGUAUGAUCAAUCUAAAGUUGAAAGUUUUAGUGAAGUAACUCAACAAAGUGAUAUAUCUCAAGCACUUAGAAUAGAUCCAACUUUGCAUAAAACUUUUAAUUUUGAACUUAAACAUAACGAUGAGGAUGUAAUUCAUGAAACUAAAAGUAAAGUUGAUUUAAAAGAAAGUAAAAAGUCAAAAAGACAACGGAAUUUUGAACCAUCAAAAAUACUUGAAAAAUUUAGAGAUAAUUUGGUGUAUGAAGUUUCUUAUAAACCUGCAAAAACGAAUUAUGAAGAUUACUCUACUAAUGGAUCACUAGAUAGUUUAGAGCAAUUAGAUGAUCAUAAAAUACAAGAUAAAGAUAAGGAUAUUGUUUUAAGAGAGUUAUUUGAUGAUGCAUCUAAUAGAGAGAUGUAUGCUUCGACUAUUUCAAACUAUGAAGAUGAAGUUAAAUAUAAAGAUGAAUCUAAUUUAAAGGGAACUUCAACGUUUAUUUCAAAACUAGGAA
Cryptosporidium muris RN66 is the source of this 1135-nucleotide messenger RNA. RefSeq lists its product as uncharacterized. The record is from RefSeq and is a predicted model, not a curated record. Lineage: Eukaryota; Apicomplexa; Conoidasida; Eucoccidiorida; Cryptosporidiidae. The transcript has a single exon. The annotation marks the transcript as partial.